Messenger RNA from Sycon ciliatum, 1123 nucleotides. RefSeq lists its product as uncharacterized. The record is from RefSeq and is a predicted model, not a curated record. The transcript has 2 exons. Lineage: Eukaryota; Metazoa; Porifera; Calcarea; Leucosolenida; Sycettidae. Bases 7 to 1023 code for a protein of 338 amino acids.
GCUGUCAUGAACGAUGUCACAGGCCGACAGAAGACACGGAAAGAACCUGAAGCGCCGCUUGAGUCACUCAGUAAAUUGUUUGGAGACAUUGUGCAUGACCCUAUGCGGCCACCUGAGCUGCAUAUACCACAUGGUCCAGCCUCUGCAUCUAGCUUCUCAACAUUUCAGCCGGAGUUCGCGGACGACAUCAUCCUAGAUUAUUCUGAUUCAGAUCUGGACACUGUUUGCAAGACGUUGACUACGGCUGUGACACGUCUGUCUGACUGGCUCUCCGAAAUUGGGCUUCUGCUGAAUACCGGCAAAACCCAAGUCAUGGUAAUUCAACCUCGGGGACUCACUGGCGACAUACCAGUCGUGAAAUGUAAGGAUCAAGCCUUAACUGUUACCUCCACUGCCAAAUACCUUGGCGUAACCAUUGAUGACCAGCUAUCCUGGCAGCCCCAUGUCUCCAGUGUUGUGCAGAAGGCGUCAGUCGCCAUCAGCCAGCUAUGGCGCCAUGGGCGAUCUCUGCCCAUAAGAGCCCGCAGACUUUGGUACAUUGGCAUUGUGCAAGCACGACUAACGUACGCAUCCAAUGCAUUCUUCCCGUCGCUGACAAAGCAGCUGCAGAGUCGUUUAAUCAAAUCCAGCAAAUCCGGAAUUCGUGCAAUUUUCCGACUCUCCAGCCGUGCAUCCACAGCCCCCCUCCUCGUGCGCUUAUCUAUUCGAUCCCUAACUCACAUUUUUAACUACAAGGUUUUAUUUUUUGUUUUCCGUUGCCUACAUGAUCUUGCAAGUCCUCUUUUCUGCACCUACUUUCAGUUGAUGGCUAACACAGGCCAAGCAUCCCGGGAUGAUCGCCGAAUUACUCGAGGACAGGAGCAGCGGCUACUGCAAGUGCCUUUCCUUCCUGGACCUUCCGGUCGUCAGUCAUUGACAUUUGUGGGAAGCACUCUUUGGAAUUCCCUUCCCAGCGAUAUUCGCCUCCACAGUGCGGCGGUUGCCUUUAAACUGGCUCUGAACAGAAUUAAUUGUAAUUUGUAACCACCUUGCUCGGCAUCCCUACACAUUACUGCAUGUUUUCUCGGUGUUUUCUUCACUGCAUGCUUACACAUACACACACCCAUUUGAAUUAUAUACAAAC